UCUGCGUCAAACACUUGUCGCUGCCAGUCGCAUGCCCAUAUCUGUUAUUGGCUAAUUUAAAUUUCAAACGUUCACUUCGACCAAUCGCGUCUGAUCGUUUGAUUUCUUUUUCGCGAUCACUUUUUUGCUUAACCUAUGUUCAGUAAGUGACUUUUUGGUGACUUCUUUGAGUGUCCAGUGUGUGACAUUGAAUUUUUGAGUUUUCUUAAUGAUUGUUUGUGUAGUGUUAGAAGGUUGGAUGUUUUCUCACGUGCGGAUGUGAAUGCCGACACGCAGUAGAAAAACGAGCGACCACGGAUCACUGACCUAGUCCCCUGCGGUCACCGGAACCAUUAUGCCUUAUACAACCAUCUAAACGGACCUGCCUUGCAUUGCAAUCGCUGCACCGUUAGCUAAUUAUGCUAGUUUAUUAGUACACACAAUGAUGGAAGAGGUGACACCCCGACCGAGCGUGGAGUACAUCCCGCCGCUCCCCCCCAAAGUGAAACAGCGAACAGGGUCGACGACAUUCACGCAAAUCACUUCAGAUGAUAAGCUGAACGGGUUUGCUACCGAAAGCCGCGAUUUGAGUUCGAUGCACUCGCUCGUCCUUAAUUCUAAGAGUCCAUCCGCAACGGUAUUUGUAGCGGCGACCCAGCCAGAACGACCCGCGAGCACGCCUGCUCCGGACGCUCCGAACGGACCUCACGUGGUCACCAUCAGAAUUAACACCGAUGCUGACAAACCCAAAGCCCCGAAGAUAUCCAGUGUCCACCUCAAAAGCGACGUCGACUUUGACACGUUCAAGAUUAACGACAUCUGCAAGAAAAGCAGCACAGUCAGAUUGAACGUCGACGAAAGCCGACCAAAGAUUCUGGAACAUGAGGAAUUACUGAAGACAGACAAACCUCCGUUUAUUUACUGUAAUUCAUUUGUGAAUUCGUUGACCAAUAUGGUGAUGUCGAGCGGUCAAUGCUCUCCAAGCGACACCCUCGAUUCAGGUACCUGUAGCGACCUGGACGGGACACCUCCGCCGCUUCCGAAAAAGAAGUUAUCCAAAUCGAGUUCUGGGAAAAAAGCAGUAUCUGUAACGGUAAUUAGUUCAACGAGAAGCAAUCAAGGCGAACUCGAUUUCGAAGAUAACGACUCGAAUAUAUCAUGUGAUUCUCUGAACAGCAGUGAACUGAACGGGAGCGUGCACGCCGAUGAAAGUCACAACGAAGAAGUGAGCAAAAAAGACAAGAAACAGAGCACUGAGCCACCUGCUGCGCCAGUGUUACCAUCGUUUACCACCAAAACAACAACAAACAACACCGACAGUAGCUUUCUACCACAAGGCCUACUACAAGACAUUAGAGACCGCUCAGCAAAACUCAAUACCAUCGAAACCGAAAGUGAGUCGAAUGACGAGCAACGGGAAGCGAACCAGAAUAAUAAUGAAAAUGCUAAUAUAUCAAAAGAAAGCGCACAACUCACUUCGUUCCGUUUAGUUUCGCAGUUUAAUAGUGAUGCGAAGAGAAAUAACGAGUCGGAGUCAUUGCCUGCGAAUUUGUAUAGCAAAACGCCUCUGAUUAGCGAGAGUACAUACGAGGAGAGGAAAAAACAAGAUAAAAUGAAACAAGAAAUGUGCUACAGCAGUCAUUAUUUCGAUACGGACAAAUUUUAUGACUUCCAUUUGAACGAGAAACAGUUUGAUGAUGUAAAGUCAGUGAAAAGUGAUAGUGUUGGUGCUAAGAGUGAUUGUGAGCCAUCUGAAGUGGAGUAUUUUGCCGGUGUGAAGGAUUUUAAAACUGAUGAAGCGCCGUCGACGAUCCGAAGCGCGAAGGGGACGAUACGCGGCGUUAAAAACCGUGUGCGAGCUGGAAUAGCCACAUUCCUGCAAAUGCAGGAUACAACUGUAAAGAGUUACAAAGAAAAAGACGCGGGCAAAGUCGUAGUAUACACAACGACUAUGGGUAUCGUUAGAGGCACUUACCAGCGCUGUGUUCUCGUGAAGAAGAUUUUGAGGAAUCUACUGGUGAAGUAUGAAGAGCGGGAUGUCUUCAUGAGCAUGGAGUAUCAGGAUGAGAUCAGAGAACGAAUGAAGAGCGACCAGAUUUUGGUGCCUCAGCUGUUUGUGGAUGGACAUUAUGUGGGGGAUGCCGAUAUGGUGGAAAAGCUCAAUGAGAGUGGUGAACUAAGAAAGAUGUUAAAACCAUAUAAGAGCCCGGACGCGUGCAACACAUGUCAAGUAUGCGGCGGCUUCCGCCUGCUGCCCUGCCGGAUCUGCAACGGCUCGAAGAAAAGUCUCCACAGGAACCACUUCACAGCUGAAUUCGUCGCCUUGAAGUGUAUGAACUGCGACGAAGUCGGCCUUGUCAGGUGCGAGGCCUGCUCCUGAGGAUUUGGGAUUUUUUUAUAAAAUUUUAAUGUACAUCUUUUGUUUUUAAAAGUUCAAAGUGUAGGAUUCAUAUGUAUAGAGUCUUUCGCUGUUGCUUCUCGUGGAUGUCUGAAUAGUCUUGAGACUGGUUCUAGGUCUAGGCCCGAUUCUAGCCCUGAUACUACCCCUGAUACUAGCCCUGAGACUAACCUUGAGACUAGUCCUGGGACAACUAUGUUCAUGAGUAUAUAAACAUUUAUUCAUCAGCCUGGUGAGAUAGAACGCGCAUUCGAUCAAUGUAUAUCUAUAUUUUUUUAUCAAGUGAAAGCCGAUAUAUAUUUUUUUUAAAAGCGUGUUUAAUAAUUUAUAUUAUAAUAAAAUAUUUGUAUUGAUGAUUGAACUUCACCUGCCAGGCGUGAAGUAUUUAAACUCAAAUGAGCGUUAAAACAUUUUCUUGAUAAAAUAUUAUUAAUUAUCAUAAAUCGUACGAAAUGGUUGGAAAUUAUAUUUGUAUUCACGUUUAGUUGGGUAACACAUACUUACUAACUGUGUAGAAAUAAUGAGUAUUAUUUAUACCAAGUGAACGGAAGGUGAAGGCGGGAAAUAUUCAAUAUUUGAUUAUAUUAUAUUACCUACCUUACUUCCAAUCACUUUGCAUAAUUACCCAACAGGCAACGAAAAUAAAAUUACCUUGUCAUAAUAAAAAUGUUUACAUUGCACAAACACAAAAUUGUCGCGGAUACAAUUUUAUUUCUUCAGUAGAAUAAUAAAAUUAAAAAUAGUAUGCCAUAAUUAGAUGCAAUAAUAAUUUCUAUUUUUAUACAAAUUGUUAAUAGUAAUGUAAGUGUUUUAUUAUUUUACUUUAUUUACUUAUAGUUUUAAGCUAUAGUGAACUGUGUGCGACAAUUUUUUACAUGUUUACUUUGAAAUUCUUAUUUAAAAAAUUUACUCUUUUAAUGUGGCCAUAAAAUAAGGUAAAAUUUUGUGUACAUUUUCCUUAUAUUAAAAUUAUGGAUGGUAUCUAACACAAUUUUUUGCAUGUUUAAUAAUUAUUGCUAAAUAUUUUAUGUACAAUAAAAUUAUGUUUUGAAAAUAUAGGUGGGUACAUAUUUUAUUUCGCUGUAUGCAUGUCAGGAUUUUUUAAUAUUCGAACUUAUUUAAUAAUAUUUUCAAUACUAAACUAAACCUACUUAAUUUUAUUUUUAUAUAUUGUGUAUUUUAUAGAAAUAUAAAUGGCCUUAUGGCCUUCAGUUGUGAUAGCAUUAAUAAUGUUUAGUUACAAUUAAAUAGAAAUAAAUAUAAACAAAAUAUUUAAACAAUUAGCGUUUAAAGUUGUAGCUCAAAUAUGAUAAGUUUUGUCAUAUUACAAAGAAAAUCAACGGUAGAAUAAGUUAUUUUCGCGCGGCUAAAUUAGCGAUAUGCUAUGAAUAUGUUCGCGCGAUUCUAUACUUAAGAGUAAAGUUUGAUUUUUCCGCGCCCACGCCCGCUCUUGUAAGUAAUAAGUUACACGAGUUACACGACUUGCAUACGCGGUGAAAAAGAGUAAAAAUUAAGUCGAGCUUAUGAAACAAACUUAAAGUUCUUCUGCUUUGUAUGUUGGCAACUUGCGAAUAUUAUUUUAUUUCAACGUGCAAAGUUCACCGGUUUAUUGCAAAACGAAAACUUAAAAUAAUACCAGGUUGGAAAUGUAGUCUAUGCCACGAAAGAAGUACUUACACUUCAUUCUUAAUUUUAAUGGAAUUGACAUUGCAAUGUCGAAAUUUUGCUUCUUACAUUACACAUACACACACACAUUCACUCAUUCAUUUUUUUUUUGCUUCGUACAUUUCAGUCGAAGCAUAGAUAAAACCGUUGAUAUUAUUUGUACUGUGAAUACGAUUUACAAUUAUUUGUAAAAGAUAGGGCAUUGUGUAAAUAUUUCGUUAAAUAAAGGUUUACAAUUA
Molecule: messenger RNA, 4281 nt
Organism: Pectinophora gossypiella (pink bollworm)
Lineage: Eukaryota; Metazoa; Arthropoda; Insecta; Lepidoptera; Gelechiidae
Product: glutaredoxin domain-containing cysteine-rich protein CG31559-like
Exons: 5
Coding region: 422-2359 (645 amino acids)
Biological process (GO): sensory perception of sound
Source: RefSeq, a predicted model, not a curated record